Rattus rattus (black rat) is the source of this 504-nucleotide messenger RNA. It is a transcript of the gene Scgb3a2, whose product is annotated as secretoglobin family 3A member 2. The record is from RefSeq and is a predicted model, not a curated record. The transcript has 3 exons. Lineage: Eukaryota; Metazoa; Chordata; Mammalia; Rodentia; Muridae. Bases 82 to 363 code for a protein of 93 amino acids.
GAGCAGAGAUAUUGACACCGUGAUUUUGUUGGACUUUCUGUCUACAUUCCAAAGUCCAAGAAAACAUCAGAGGAACCAGCUAUGAAGGUGGUGCCCAUCUUUCUGCUGGUGACGAUCGGUAUUUGUGGUUAUUCUGCCACUGCCUUUCUUAUCAACAGUGUCCCUCUUCCUGUUGACAAAGUGUUACCUUUACCUUUGGACAACCUUAUUCCCUUAUUUGAUCCCUUGAAGAUGCUUCUGAAAACCCUGGGAAUUUCUGUAGAACAUCUGGUGGAAGGGCUGAAGAAGUGCGUGAAUGAGCUGGGGCCAGAGGCUUCAGAGGCUGUGAAGAAGCUUCUGGAGGCUCUAUCACACCUGGUAUAAAAUCUGCAUAAACAGAUUUAAGGUGCGAGUGAAGAGAAGGAUGUGCUCUCUCUGACUGGCUGGAUCUCAUUCUACCAUAUGUAGAUUGAAUGUCCUAAAGUUUAGGGAGUCUAAAAAUGUAUGAAUAAAGCAAUGAAAAGA